Molecule: messenger RNA, 1193 nt
Organism: Soboliphyme baturini
Lineage: Eukaryota; Metazoa; Nematoda; Enoplea; Dioctophymatida; Soboliphymatidae
Source: the annotation of a GenBank genome assembly
AUGCAUUUCAGGUAUGCGACAAGUGUCGCCAUGUCCAACGCCGACUUGGUCAAUAAGGACUGUUGUUCGAAACCGCUUACUAUUAACGACAGCUUGUUAUGUGACCCGGCGGAACUGGACUACGAACCCUCGGAGCCGGACGUUAGCAAGGACAGUACCUCGUGCCAUGAUGACGGAGAAACGACCGGUAGCGCCGGUGAUCCUCAAACCGGCGGUGGCGGCGGCAAAGGUGGAGGCAGUGACGCUGAUACUGUAAGUAAAAGCAAAGAGUUGGAAGACGGAGAGAUCGACGAUUCGGAAGAAGGUGAGGUGGAUAAGGAAGAAAACAGCAAACGCAUAUCCUCCUCUGCGUUAUCUCCUAACGAACGCUUUUUGGAUGAAAUCGUUGAUCGCACCGACGUUCGCCCGGAAGACCUGGGUAUUUGUAAAUUUUUCAUCCGCGGUCAGUGCACGUGGGGCAACUAUUGCAAGUUCCUGCAUCCAGGUCUGAACGAAAGAGAUUUGUCUGAACCAUCGUCCAACAAAUAUCCUUCGAAGCGGCAUGCAAGCGAGUAUAUUGAAGCGAACGAACAGGAUGGAAAGGUCAAGCCACAAAGCGAGUUCAGAGGGUCGGUCAGUGCAGCUGAGUCCGCUUGGGAACGAGGCGUGAAAAGGGCACGAGAACGAAUGAAAAUAGCUACGGCGAAGAAGCUGGGAAUAACAGAUGCGUUUGAGAGUUGUGAAACAGUGGCCGUCAGCGAAUCGACCACUUCCAGCAACCUUGUUGAAAGCCGUUUGUCUUCCAUGCCGGAAGAACUGUCGGCUCACCGUCGUGUGAUAAAUCUCGCGCCAUUGACGGUAGCUUUGGAGGUGGAAGAACUAGCCGCACUCCAGAACAUAUCGGCUUUCGGCCUAAUCGUCGGUCCCCGAGACAUCCACCAAAGGAAAAUAACACCGCUCGUCGUCGGUCGAGGUCUCGUCACUCAGUGUCACGUCGUUCCCGCAGGCGUAGUCUACGCGAUGAAUCGUACUCGCCGAAAGACAGCAAAGAUCGACCUCUGCCCUACGACCGCCCUUCAUAUCAUACCGGGUCAGAAUGGCGCGAUCCAUGGCGUCGUUCUCCAUCGUUCACGAGGUCUCGCAAACGCAGCAAAGUUUCGCCGUUGCGUUCAGGUUCGUGUGUGUCGCUGUUUUUAUUUCUGUACUCUGUAACU